UGCCCGAACUGGACGCAGAUCGGACUCCGGAGGCUGCUCGGUCCCCGCCCGCCGCCCGCGUUCGGGUCGUCCCCGCCGGCCGCCCGCAGCGCCGGGAGCCGCGCCCCUUUGUGCGCGCUGAGACAGCCUGUCUGAGGACUCUGGCCUUAAGGGUCCAUAUCUCAUUCCGAGGAGCAUCAUGGCCGAGCCAGACUACAUUGAAGAUGACAAUCCUGAGCUGAUUCGGCCUCAGAAACUAAUCAAUCCUGUCAAAACAUCUCGGAACCAUCAGGAUCUUCACAGAGAACUUCUCAUGAAUCAGAAAAGAGGUCUUGCCCCUCAGAAUAAACCAGAACUGCAGAAGGUAAUGGAAAAGAGAAAACGAGACCAAGUAAUAAAGCAGAAGGAAGAAGAAGCACAAAAGAAGAAAUCCGACUUGGAAAUUGAACUAUUAAAACGGCAACAGAAGCUGGAACAGCUGGAACUCGAGAAGCAGAAGUCACAAGAAGAGCAAGAGAAUGCCCCGGAGCUCGUGAAGGUCAAAGGCAAUCUCCGAAGAACAGGCCAUGAGGUCGCCCAGGCCCAGGAGUCCUAAGGGGCUGCACGGAGCCCUGGCACGGCCAGUCCGUCCGCACCCAGCCGUGUCCGUGGGACCCUCCUCAGCGCUUCCUCUCAGGACGAGCCCCUGCAAGGGCGUCCAGCCCACAGGACUCUCGCGCUGUCCGGAGGACAGGUUUGGGUUUUCCUCCCCCUGCCGUCUGGGUGGGUGAGUCGCCUGGGAUGGCUGCAGUUCCCAUUCGCCAAAUGAAGGACAUUGACCAGCACAUCCAUUGGGGUAAUGAACCUGUGUUCAGAGACUUUAAAAAAAGAAGAGGACACUGGAAUAAAUUCUUGAGGGUUGCACUGUUUGGUUUUCCUUCCAAUCCAACUUUAGUGGGGCACAGAGCCUUUUUUUUUGUUUAAAGCUAAAGAAAUUGUGUUUAAUCCUUCUUGUUAUCUGUAAGAUAGUUUAAUUUGCCUUAGUUUGCAUUUAUUCUGUUCUAGCCAAUAUCUGUGAACUCUUUUGAGAACCGAACAUUUUCUUUUUCAAUUUAUACGUCCAUCCCUGUUAGAAUUGACACCAGGGAAUGUUACUGUUGGGCCCAGCACUAGAAUUCAGAAAUAGGGUGAGAAGGUUUAAAACCAUGUGAACCAAAAUGUGUUAACAUCCGUCUCCAUCUUAUUUUCAUCCUUUUUGGUUCUCUAUAUAAUAGUAUGCUACAUGAUGAUAUUCCGGCACAGACGAGGUGCAUUGUGUAGGUCCGUUUCUUGCUUUGAGUAAUGAAAAGGGUGUUUUGUUUUGUUUUAAAAUGUCAGCGUUAGAUGAGACAUAUACUUUUAGAUGAUGUAUUCUCCUGUUCCUUUGGCAAAUAGAGACUAGUCCAUACAGCCCAACCCCGUGUCAAAAGGAGAGGGUCCAAAAUCUUUUGAUUUCUUCUGAGAGUGUAAGGAAAGUUCCCAUUGGGAGCUGGGCAAUGCGUUCUUUGUGUGUUUUAAUGUGAAGCCAGUGUCGACUCAAGGAGACUUCGUUGGAAGAUUUGUAGCAUUCAUACAUUUUGAAUAUCAUUAGAAUCCAAGGUUUGGAAGUUUCUGGUUCGUGGUCACAUGUUUCUUUGCCUGUAUUUUUUCUUUCAUCUGUUUCUCAUGGAGAAGGACUUUUCGCCAGCCUUCGUGUGGUGACACUGUUGAAGAUGUUGAUGACUACUGUAUCGUGUCUCAGGAAAAGCUGAAGUGAAGGGAGAGGCUGCCCAAGGUCCUCAUUUUAGCCAGUGCACACUUUGAAGGAAAGACCAAGUGACAGACAACAGCAAAAUCCAUUUUAUAGGGGUGAUCAGCACAGGGGGCUCUUUCAGUUGAGUGGUGCAUGGUUCAGGAUGUUCUCCAUACGGACGAGGCAGCCAGUAAUUCCUACAUUCAAGACUCUUCUUACAUCUCCUUUAAAGGCUCAUUGAAUGCUGGAUCCUGAGCUUUUGAAUCCUGAAUCAACCUAGUAGAAAUUUGCUUCCUAUGGAGAUGCUUUCAUCUUAAUGGUUGACGACUGGCUCAUGUCGAUUCCCACGGUGAACAAGAGAAAAGUAAAUGCAGUGAUACUGCUAGUUAGACGACAUGUUAGUUAAUUACACCUGAAAUGGAUUGUUUUAUCUCAUCAGCAAGUACUAUUUGGAUAAAAUAUGAGCCGCUUAAGAUAAAAUUUUGCUACGUAACAGUUUGCUCUGGAAGGAUGGAUCAGUUAAUGGUUCUCUCCGUCAUUCUUCCUUUUGAGGGAAGCCAGCGUGGUGACUGGUGCAUUUCUGACUCCACACUAACUGGAAUUUUUUUUUGUGUGUGUAUAUGGACUAACGAUGUGGUUAAGAUUCAUGCCUGGCUGAUAUCCUUUUAUCUAACUGGAUAUCAGUUGUUUAGUUCUGUACCCCAGAAGCAGUUCUGCUGCUUGAUAAAACUCUCAAGGACCCCAACAGCCUCCUUUAGAAGGACCAAUUCUGUUCCUAGAACUUACCUAGAAUUCAGUCUUUGCUGGGGGAAAGAAAUUACAAAAGCAUUUCCCUCCUAAUUUCCCACAGAAACCUGCAGAAUUAUUUGUAGUUAAAAGUACAAGGUCUGGGCAAAAGAUGACUUGUAAAUAGUGUGAAGUGAUGUUAUAUGAGUGAGCUGUGGGAGCACAGAGAAGCUGUGCAGUGGUCUGGUCAAGCAAGCUUAAGUUUAAAAAGGCAGUCAAUCCCCCUCACACCUGAAUGUACAUUCCCAUCCCCAGGACCCGAGCCCCUGAGCAGUUUUGUGCUUUGAGCCACUUUUUGACAAAACUGGCUCCAUUUUCCACUCAAUGCUUUUCUUAAAAUAGUUCAGUGUUUUAUAGUUUCCUAGUAGUGAAGUAGCAUUGCUUUUUAAGCUA
Messenger RNA from Choloepus didactylus (southern two-toed sloth), 2908 nucleotides. Its product is annotated as protein FAM107B-like. The coding region runs from base 179 to 574 and encodes 131 amino acids. The record is from RefSeq and is a predicted model, not a curated record. The transcript has a single exon. NCBI's taxonomy places the organism in Eukaryota, Metazoa, Chordata, Mammalia, Pilosa, Megalonychidae.